Molecule: messenger RNA, 3630 nt
Organism: Fusarium proliferatum ET1
Lineage: Eukaryota; Fungi; Ascomycota; Sordariomycetes; Hypocreales; Nectriaceae
Product: putative ECM16-putative DEAH-box RNA helicase
Exons: 1
Coding region: 1-3630 (1209 amino acids)
Biological process (GO): maturation of SSU-rRNA from tricistronic rRNA transcript (SSU-rRNA, 5.8S rRNA, LSU-rRNA)
Cellular component (GO): nucleolus; intracellular anatomical structure
Molecular function (GO): ATP binding; RNA binding
Source: RefSeq, a predicted model, not a curated record
AUGGCCAAAUACGUUCCUCGUCAACGCAAGCACAAAGUCCUCGCCCGUGAACGAGCCAAGGAGAAUGCUCAGCAUGAAGUCCAGGACAACCCAAACCAGGAGAUUCUCCUGCCGACGGCCAAGGCUGAUCGGGAGGCCAAAAAGGCACAGAUGAAGGCGGAACUCCGCCAAGAAGGAGCUAAAAUGAGCGGAAAGAAGGCCAAGCGAUUAGAAAAAUACAUUGAGGGCAAGCUGCGCAAGGAUGAGUCCCGCGAGCUGAUGGCCAAACUUGCUGAGCAACAAAUCGACACAACCUUGUUCUCGAGCAGCCGAGUCCUUGGCCAGGGUCGCGAAACCAAGAAGGAGGCUUUGAGGCGGGCUAUGAGAGAGGAGAAAGCUGGUUUGGAGGGUGGUGAGGAGGAGAGAAACGAGAUUCUUCUUGAGAAGAGAAAAGAGCUUAACGUGGAUGAAGAGAUCUCGAGCGAUGAGAGUGAAGAAUCUGAGCCCGACGAAAAAAAGCCAUCCAAGCCCACACCAACUCCUGCGCCCGCGCCCACAUCCAAAGAGUCGGAUCAAACGAAAACAGAAACCUCUGCGCCAACAAUUGGUUCGGGUCUGAAGAGACCGCUCGAGGUCGACGACGAAGGACGACCGGUGAUCAAAAAGCGUCAGAAGCGAGGUGGAGUCAAGUCAAAAUUCUCCUUAGCGCCAGUCGAAACGCCACUUGAGCUCGAGUCUGAAGAAGCCGACAGCGUUGCAAGUGAUAGCGAUAGCGACGAGUGGAAUGGUUUCAGCGACGACUCGGCUGACAAGGAUAACACCGCAGAUGAUGACAGCGAAAGCGAUGAGGAAGAAGAUGAUGAAUCCAGUGAGGGACCCGAAGGGUCUGAUGAGGACAUGGAAGACGCAGACGAAAACAAAGCACAGAGAUCAUCGUCUUUCAAGGCAUGGGCACACCAACAGCGAAACGAAGCUCUGGGUUAUCAAUCCAUCGAGGGAACAACAACAAAUCUUGAAAUACCCAAGCCAGAAAAUUUUGUUCCCCGAGCCCCUGAGCAAGAUCCUUUACCCAUGGAACUGCAACCAACGCAGAAUAUUAACCGAAAGGUUUACAGCGUGACGGUUACGAGAACACCAGAAGUUCAGGAGGCUAGGUUAAAACUUCCCGUGGUAUCAGAGGAACAAAGGAUAAUGGAAGCCAUUCAUAACCAUGACAUUGUCGUUGUUUGCGGUUCCACUGGUUCCGGAAAGACUACUCAAAUUCCUCAGUUCUUGUAUGAAUCUGGUUAUGGUUCACCCGACUCGCCAACGCCUGGUAUGAUUGGCAUCACUCAGCCCCGUCGAGUCGCUGCUGUCAGUAUGUCGAAGCGAGUUGGCGAGGAACUUGGUGAUAAGUCCGAGGUGGUGGCCUACCAGAUCCGCUUCGAGGGCACAGUUGAUCCUAAGACGGCUAUCAAGUUCAUGACUGAUGGUGUCUUGCUACGAGAAGUGGCGCAGGAUAUCACACUGAAGAAGUAUUCGGCCAUUGUCAUUGACGAAGCUCAUGAGAGAAGCGUCAACACGGAUAUCUUGAUUGGUAUGCUCAGCCGAGUUAUCAAGCUCCGAGCAGAGCUAGCAGCAGAGGAUCCUACAGUCAAACCCUUAAAACUCAUCAUCAUGUCUGCUACAUUGCGGAUAGAAGAUCUCACCAUGAAUCCGACGCUGUUUGCUACUCCCCCGCCAGUAUUGGAGGUUGAGGGCCGGCAACAUCCUGUCACCAUUCAUUUCUCCCGAAGAACUCAGCAUGAUUACGUGGAAGAGGCCUUUAGAAAGAUUAGCAGGGGUCAUAAGAAGUUACCACCUGGUGAUAUCCUUGUGUUCUUGACUGGCCGCAACGAGAUUCUAGAGCUCAGCAAGAAGCUAAAGGCUACAUUUGGCGGUCCAAAGACUGCGGAUGGACCCAAAGUACAAAUUUCUGCUAGCGAGGCUCCUAUUGAGGUCGAGGAUAUUGAGUUUGGAGAUGUGGAUGACCGUACUGGUGAUGAUUUUGAUGAGAUACCCACAGAUGACGAAAAUGAGGACGACGAGGACGAGUUUCAGAUCGAAGAGGACCAGGAGGUUGCACCAUUAAAGAUGCGAGUUUUGCCUCUUUACUCCUUGCUUCCAACACGCGAGCAGAUGCGAGUCUUUGAGCGAGCACCUGAGGGUACACGAAACAUCAUCUUGGCAACCAACGUUGCGGAAACCAGUUUGACCAUUCCUGGUAUUCGAUAUGUCUUUGACUGUGGACGAUCAAAAGAGAGACAGUAUGAUCGUCUAAGUGGAGUUCAGAGCUACGAUAUUGGAUGGAUCAGCAAAGCCAGCGCAAACCAGCGAUCUGGUCGUGCUGGUCGUACCGGUCCUGGCCAUUGUUACAGGCUCUACUCCUCUGCAGUAUAUGAGAGAGAUUUCCCACCUUUCACAGAUCCCGAGUUGUUGCGAAUGCCUAUUGAGGGUAUCGUGCUACAGCUCAAGGCGAUGAACCUGCAGCAUGUUGUCAACUUCCCCUUCCCUACACCACCUGAUCGACGAGCCCUUGCUAAGUCUGAAAAGCUUUUGACAUAUCUAUCUGCUAUCUCCUCAAAAGGACAAGUUACGCAGAUUGGUCAAACCAUGUCUGUGUUCCCUCUGUCUCCUAGGUUUGCGCGCAUAUUGCUAGUUGGCCAUCUUCAUGACUGCAUCCACUACACAAUUGCUCUUGUUGCUGGUUUAUCAGCCGCCGAAAUCUUCCUUCCUGAGAACCAAGCGAUUCCUGCCCUCGCAGCGAAGGAUGAUACAGCUAUUCGUACAACAUCAGACGUCAUUGCAGAAGAUCGCCAAGCCAAUGUGCGAAAGAUGUUUAAUGAGGUUCACAAGAACUUCUGUUACCUAGACGAUAAAUCCGAUGCUAUCAAACUUCUGCAAGUCGUGGGUGAGUUUGCUCACGAGCCUACAGAAGAAUGGUGUGAGAGUCAUUUUGUUCGAUACAAGGUGCUUAAGGAGAUUCAGCAACUGCGAAGACAGAUCACAGAGUUAUUGAGGACCAAUGUUUCAGCUUUUACCAACCUGAAAUACCAGGACAAGCUGGAUCCCCCAUCCCCCAAACAGGUCGCUGCGCUGAAGCAAAUGGUCGCGGCUGGCUUCGUGGAUCAGGUUGCUAUUCGCGCAGAUCUUACACCCAACCCCCCUGAGCAAUUCCGCAAGCCUCGCCGGUCCAUCGACGUUCCAUAUAUCCCCUUGAUUCCUAUCCACGCUGGCAAGGAAGUUGAAAGCGACCAUGCAGUAUACAUCCACCCCACCUCACCUCUUGCCCACAUCAGUAUUCAGGAAUGCCCCGAGUACAUCGUUUACUCUUAUCUUCAGCGAGCCGCGCAAUCAGUUGAUGCGGAGAAGCGCCCCAAGACAAGAAUGCAUGCCCUUACAGACGUAACUGGCGGGCAACUAGCAGGGUUGGCUAAGGGAACGCCCCUUAUCACCUACGGCAAGCCGAUUAAGGAGCUCAAGCCCACAACGGGCACGGAUGGAGCUACAGUAAGAGAGUGCUUCGUGGUUCCAUAUUUGAGAGCCGAGAGCACCGGUGGUCAAGGAUGGCCUCUUCCCGCGAAGAAGGUGAAGCAGAGAAAGGUUCCUGGCAAGGGAUGGGUUGUAGAGUAG